AACGAAUGGUAUUGUCAUUUAAUUUAAUGGGAGCUUUUGCCCAGGCUGUUUUUAGCACUAGUUCUUUGUCAUAUGAAGAUAAGAAUUUUACAAUUACAGAUUUAGAAGAGUUAUUCUUACUUGUUUUAGAUGAAGCAAAAGAUCUGUGCGCCCUUUCAAUACCAUAUGAGAAGGCUUCUGGAAACUGUUGUAUAGCUGACUAAGUGAGUGCGUUAUGCAGAUAAUGGAUGUGACAGCACUGAGCAAUGAUGAUUUGCAGAAACAGUUGAUUAAGCAUGGUAUGACACCAGGACCCAUAGUAGCCACUACCAGAGGACUUUAUGAGAAGAAGCUACUGAUGUUGAUGGGGCAGGGGCCAACAGCACCCCCAGUUAAACAAAAUGGGCAAGGAGACUUUGAUCAGUAUUCAGACAGUGAUGAGGACAAGCAAGAUUAUGAAAAACGUGUGGAACCAGAAAUUAAUAGCCGAAACAGAACCUGCAAUUCCAACCAUAACAGGAUAAAACCUACUUCAAAUAUUGCUGCUUUCAGUGCUGCAGGUGAACAAGUAGAGCCUACGCUUAGCAUUACAAAGAUGGUCGCACAGCUGGAAAGAAAGUCUUCAAUCUCUGCAUCUACGGAAGACUUCAGCAUUCAGGAGGAUUGCCAUCAAGCAGAGGAGAAAGUCAUGAUUGACAAGAACACAAUGACCUGUACGUCGAGGUUCAAUACACCAGUUAUUUCGCCAUUUAGUAGAACAAAUGGAUACAAGGGAGAAAGCUUCAUGCUAAAAGAUGAUGUACUAAAAGAGCUGUUUCCAGAAGAGCGCGUCUCCCCAACUGGAAUAAGCGCAACUAAACGAAAGCCGAUUAAAGGUGCUGCAGGACGACCUAUCCAGUUUACCCAUGAGGAUAUUCUGGCCAAGAUGAAGGCAAGGGAGCAAAUGAAGGUUGUUGUAAAAAAUGUACAAAGCCAACCAAUUGUUCCUGUGUGGUCAAAGGUCUUGCUUAUCCUCCUCAUCAUUUCGGUGUUUUAUCUUGUAUAUUAUGUCAUGGAGAUGAAUGAAGAGAACCCCUUUUCACAGUUGUUGGACCAGAGCAAUAUGGAUGAACCAUAGAAACUAUAUACCCAGAAGAGAAAAUGGUUUUACAUUUUUUUUCCUUUUUCUUAAAGCAUACUGUUGCAUAAUGUUUUACUUGUGACCUGUUGGACAAGCCAUUUUAAUUUUCGUUGAAUAGAAUCCAUAUUCUUCAUCAUAUAUAUACCUGAUGUAGCAGAAUUUACUUCUGGAUUACUUUCCUGUAAUUCUAGCCUCUCUUGAGCCUGUCAGAAAAGCAGGAAUCCUGCUACCAAAGAGGCAAACUGGAUGUCGGUGUCAAAUUUUAUUUAUUUUUUUUUUUGUGCCUGUGUGAGAAUAUCACUGAUAAGCUGAAAGUUGUGGCCUCUGUCAAAGAUUAAAAGGCCACAUUUUCAAAACCACUUUAAUGAACUAAUUUGUAAUAUCAGCAUUUAUCUGAAUCUGUUCCUUUUUGUAGUUUUGUUCACUUUGUUCCAUAACAUCAUACCACGUGCAGAUUCUUGAGAAUGCUGCUGCUGGUUGCCUUGUUUGUCUGCAUGGAGACGGUGACUACAUACGGCUAUUUAAAGCAAAAGAUGCUGUCUUCUUUGUAAGUUUGUUUAUGCCGCUAACAUUGAGGUCUAUAAAAAUAAUUUUAAUAUUAAUUGUAAGCUUUUAACUACAUCAGUCAAAGAUGUUCACUUAUUUAAUAAAGUUUAUUCACAUUUUGUAUUAGA
Protopterus annectens (West African lungfish) is the source of this 1773-nucleotide messenger RNA. It is a transcript of the gene LEMD1, whose product is annotated as LEM domain containing 1. The transcript has 9 exons. The coding region runs from base 215 to 1096 and encodes 293 amino acids. NCBI's taxonomy places the organism in Eukaryota, Metazoa, Chordata, Ceratodontiformes, Protopteridae. The record is from RefSeq and is a predicted model, not a curated record.